AUGUCUAAAACCCCCCAUGGAUGGCAAAUGGAACUAAUAGACUGCAUUGCAUCAUACAUGAAAGCCAGAUUUCAAGAGGAGGCCUAUUGUUGCCCAAUCAAUGUUGGGAAAAAUCAGGGUGGAAAAACCUGCAAUGCAGAACCUGCUGAGAGAUACACAGAAGUGACUGAGCCAUCCAUUCUGGUUACCAACUCAAACACCAUCUGCAUAUGGUAUUUGCUGGACACUCUCAGCCCAAAAAGAAGGGCCAACAUAUGGAACUGCCUUCAUCUUCUGAGGGAACCACUGUGGGAGAGCAUAAAGGCUUCCCCACAGGCAUGGCAGACAGACAGGUCAUAUUUCUGCAAUAAUGCUGAGUUGAAAGGCACCAUCAACCUGUCACCCACAUGGUUUCAACAGGGUCAUGGGGUGGAUGGCAGGGAAGCAUUGAUCUUCCUUGGCAAACAGGUGGAACAGUGGGCAGAUUCAGAUAUGAGCUCCAUACUGCUGAUAUGGAGCUCCAUGUAUAGCAGCAUGUCCAUGAUGGUGAAUCAGGCAACUUGUUACCACAGGGAUAUCAAUGGACAGGAUCCAUGGUAUGACAUGCUGGUAAUGCUGCACUACAACCCAGGGACAAUCAUUGCAUUUUCAGGUUCAGCAUUGGAGCAUGGGGUGGGAGCUGUAGAUGGUGACAGAGCAUGCCUGGUGUACUACAUGCAUGCCAAUGAUAUUCUGGCUCUCAAACUUUGGACAGGUGGUGUUGCCAAGAUUUUGCAAAUGGGCAGGUCCUUCAACAUCAUAGAUUGGGUGGGUACUCAGAGCUAA
Molecule: messenger RNA, 804 nt
Organism: Pisolithus orientalis
Lineage: Eukaryota; Fungi; Basidiomycota; Agaricomycetes; Boletales; Pisolithaceae
Exons: 7
Coding region: 1-804 (267 amino acids)
Source: RefSeq, a predicted model, not a curated record